Pocillopora verrucosa is the source of this 573-nucleotide messenger RNA. NCBI's taxonomy places the organism in Eukaryota, Metazoa, Cnidaria, Anthozoa, Scleractinia, Pocilloporidae. The record is from RefSeq and is a predicted model, not a curated record.
AUGCAGGUUUACAGCUGUGUUAGUAAGAUUGGAUCAGCGGGUCCAGACUCGAUUGGUAGUCAUUACAAUUAUCAAGACCACGACAGACAAGUAACAUUGUUUAGCGGUAUUCAACUGUGGACAGUGCCACGCAAUGGUGAUUACAGGAUAGAAGCAAUAGGAACCUCAGGGGGGUACGGGAAUGGAGGGAACAACUCGUCACUGGGGUCAGGAGGAAGCCACGGACAUGGAGGAAAAACUAGUGGUAAAUUUGCAGAUAAGCGGAGAAAUAAGAAAAAAAAAAAACCAAUCAGUAUAUUCAAUCCACCAGGACAGGAAGACGACAGUGGCGGCGGCGGCGGCUGGGGCUUCUACAAUAAUGGACAAGAUACACAGUACUCUAAAAAUAAAGGAGGUAAAGGAUAUCUUCAAGGAGGAGUGGGUGUAAAUGCUACGGGUGGUUUCGGAGGGGGAGGUGGUUUACGUGGAGGCAACCAUGGAGCUGGAGGUUAUUCUGUAGGAAAUGGUGGAGCUGAUGAACAGUUCUCCUGUGGGGGAGGGGGUGGAUCUUUUAACAAUGGGACAAAUCAGUAA